Athene cunicularia (burrowing owl) is the source of this 662-nucleotide messenger RNA. Its product is annotated as hemoglobin subunit beta. The record is from RefSeq and is a predicted model, not a curated record. Lineage: Eukaryota; Metazoa; Chordata; Aves; Strigiformes; Strigidae. Gene Ontology annotation, biological process: hydrogen peroxide catabolic process; oxygen transport. The transcript is spliced from 3 exons. Gene Ontology annotation, cellular component: haptoglobin-hemoglobin complex; blood microparticle; hemoglobin complex. The coding region runs from base 102 to 545 and encodes 147 amino acids. Gene Ontology annotation, molecular function: oxygen binding; heme binding; oxygen carrier activity.
GACGGGGAGAGCCACUCGCCAGUGUGCGAUCCCCUUGGGAGCAAGAGCUGAGACUUCCUCCGUACCCGCCGGCAGCCACACGCCACCCUCCACCCGUCACCAUGGUGCACUGGUCAGCCGAGGAGAAGCAGCUCAUCACCGGCCUCUGGGGCAAGGUCAACGUGGCCGAGUGCGGUGCCGAGGCCCUGGCCAGGCUGCUGAUCGUCUACCCCUGGACCCAGAGGUUCUUCGCUUCCUUCGGGAACCUCUCCAGCCCCACUGCCAUCUCUGGCAACCCCAUGGUCCGUGCCCACGGCAAGAAAGUGCUCACCUCCUUCGGGGAUGCCGUCAAGAACCUGGACAACAUCAAGAACACCUUCGCCCAGCUGUCGGAGCUGCACUGCGACAAGCUGCACGUGGACCCCGAGAACUUCAGGCUCCUGGGUGACAUCCUGAUCAUCGUCCUGGCUGCCCACUUUGCCAAGGAUUUCACUCCCGAAUGCCAGGCCGCCUGGCAAAAGCUGGUCCGUGUGGUGGCCCACGCUCUGGCCCGCAAGUACCACUAAAGCGUCAACAGGAAAACCCCGGCAGCAUCCUCCGGCUGCGUGUUGCGCCCUGGCUGACACGCUGCGCUGGAGCUGACAGCUUGUAACACCCAAAUAAAGCUCAUCUUGUGAAGUCUC